AAAGGAAGACGUCCCUCCGAAAAGAGUGAACCAACCUUCCUAAAUCUUCUUUGCGCAACAUCCUAUCUCUUAAACCUGUUACUAAAUUCUACCCCAGCUUCAUUCCUGCAACCCCAAACGCCAAAUCCAAUUAUCCUGCGCCAUAAGGUAAAUCGACCAUCUCAAGAUCAACCACAAAGCCAUGACUAUAGUGAACCAAAGUGGAUCAGUAGCCAUUCUUCGAAGUUUGAUGUUGCUCUCCGAAUGCCGCGACAGCUCUCCCUCCCUCAAGAACCGCGCCCUGUCCUUUCUUACACCGCUAUUGAUGGUCCAUCUUUUUGUCUCGCUAUAUUGAUCAAGGAAGUCAUCCCAAUCGCCAAUAAGACGCAUGCGACAAUAGCCAAGACGAUGAUGUUAGACAUGCUGUAA
Botrytis fragariae is the source of this 408-nucleotide messenger RNA. RefSeq lists its product as uncharacterized. The record is from RefSeq and is a predicted model, not a curated record. The transcript has 3 exons. The annotation marks the transcript as partial. NCBI's taxonomy places the organism in Eukaryota, Fungi, Ascomycota, Leotiomycetes, Helotiales, Sclerotiniaceae.